Dermacentor silvarum is the source of this 758-nucleotide messenger RNA. RefSeq lists its product as uncharacterized. The coding region runs from base 67 to 558 and encodes 163 amino acids. The transcript has 3 exons. The record is from RefSeq and is a predicted model, not a curated record. Lineage: Eukaryota; Metazoa; Arthropoda; Arachnida; Ixodida; Ixodidae.
AUCCGCUCCGAAAGAUUGAGUCCAUACGAUUCCGUUCAUCGCAGACGACUGACGCACUGCUUAAACAUGAAGGUCCUGUGUCUUGCUGUGAUCGCCGGCGUAGCGUGCCUUGCCCUCGCUGGUGAAGUCAAAAAAGAAGAGAAGGCUGCUGGCAAGGAUGAGAAGGUCGAAGGCCGCGGUGGUUUCUUCGGAGGAGGUGGAGGUGGCUACGGCGGCGGCCACGGCGGCGGCCACGGUGGCGGCCACGGUGGCGGCCACGGUGGAAGUUUUGGAGGCGGGUAUGGACAAAGUGCCGGAGGCUCCCAGAGUGGCUUCAAGCAAGGAGGCGCAGGAUACAACCAAGGCUCUUCAGGCUUCUCUGGAGGCGGCUCGUCUAGUAACGUUCAGGGCUACAACAACCGGGAGGGGUACAGGUCCAACUCAGGCUUCUCUAAGUCCGCCUCGAGCAGCCACGGAAGCGGUUUUGGCCAGCAGUCGGGUGGAUUCGUGGGUGGCUCCUCGGGUCACAAGUCUGGCCAUGGAAGCCAGCAGCACGGCCACGCUGGCGGAGGCUAUUAGAAGGUCUAAAGCAUCACGUCUAGUCGUCUCGUAAACAUUGCCUACUAUCAUGCUCUACUCUCGUGCUUUCCAUACAUCGCCACAAAACAGAAGAAAACCCUGAAAACCAUCCAAAAUUAAAACGUAAAGCCACAGAACAUAAAACUGUUCCUCUCUUUCAAAAAGAGUUUGUAUUUUUGUAAUAAAAUUAUGCAUUUGUA